CAGCGUUCAGUACAAGCAACAACUCUUGUAAUAAACGAUCAAUUUGAAAUCUUUUGCUUAGAGAAUCCCGAGGUAUAUAAAGGGCCAUAGUUUUCACUCAGUUCAGCAUCCAGCAUCCGUCGGUGAAACAGCAAACAGCUCCGUUUUAUCCUUCCUCUCGAGAUGAAAUUCGCACUGAUCUUCCUCCUGUCGGCUGUUGUCGCCCUGUCCCAGCAACAAUUCUUGCGGCCUAGGCCGCACGGGUUGGUCUGGUGGUCACCUUAUUUGCAUCCGCAACCGGCUGCCCGCAACGACUUCCAUUCGGGCCAAUCUCUUUACGACGAUGUUGAGCAAGAGGUGAUCCCAACCCCAGCCCGCCGUUUCAGACCAUCUGGACCCAUCGCAAUUUACCAGAAUGAAGAUUUGAAUGUCGACUUGUCGGACGAUGGUCAAACGAACGACGAUGUCAAUGGGCAGGCUCAUCAGUUUCCAGACACCCAGCAAAGAGUCAACGUCUACAGAGGAUUCAAUGGCGGUCGGUUCUUUUACAGCAGCACAAUCAACAAUCCAUUCUUCAAAACGGCCACGUUCACUCUGACUUCGACUGUUACCACCCUUGCCUCUAUCGUCAUUUGCGUACCGGCUAACAACCUGGCCGCCAAUCCGGCACCGGCUUGCGCUGGCCGCAAAAGACGCGGAAUGGACGACAACGAAACCCACCAGUUCCCCAUCACUCCAUCGGAAACUCUUACGUUGACCCCAACAGCUGUUCCGUCUCUAGAAUUGGAAGCCCGUCAACUGUUCGCCGAUGAGGAGAAGAACGAGCACGAAUUAAUUUCAUCAAAGGAGGUCGUGAACAAAUUCGUACCCGUAGAGGCUGAAAAGCCGAGAGAGAAACGCUUCUUCGGGGGCGGAAUAGCGGCUUCUACCACCGUGAUUUCCUAUUCGUUUAUCGGAGCAACUAUCACGAGCACAGUUCUGCUGGACCCGACAGCGGGUGGCCUUGCCGCUUGCUUACCAGCCGGCUAUGUGGUCUGCGCAUAAAACACACACGUUGUUCUUUCUGACAUAAUUACAAGCUCUUAAUAAGACAAAGAUUAACGCAAACUGGCCAUCGUGUGUAGGUUAUGCAAAUAUGUUGUUUUACCAUCACAUUCCACCAUUUGACUUUUGAGACCCUAAUAAUCUGUGUGUGCAAUUCCGUCGUGUUACCUAUUUUAUCCAAUGUCUUGUUUGCAUCGGUGCUGGAAUUGGGCAAGAACUGUUUGUUUUUUUUGCACGACCUUGUUCUUGGUUGAAUAGAUUUUUAGAAGCAUU
Messenger RNA from Daphnia magna, 1296 nucleotides. RefSeq lists its product as uncharacterized. The coding region runs from base 163 to 1023 and encodes 286 amino acids. The transcript is spliced from 4 exons. The record is from RefSeq and is a predicted model, not a curated record. NCBI's taxonomy places the organism in Eukaryota, Metazoa, Arthropoda, Branchiopoda, Diplostraca, Daphniidae.